AUGAGUACUGUUGCGAUUCAGUUCGACCCUGCUUUCACCAUGGGACCAAGAUCAGCUUUCACAUGGCCAGGUCCUCUUGAAUCAAGUGCUUCUGGAAGUAGCUUGUUGAGCCCUGGGCUGUCUUCGAUGGGACAUGUUUCCCCACAGUCAAGAUCAGUUACAUCGAGCCCCCCUCGAUUCUCUCUUUCGACGGACCAGCGAGAAGUAAAACGACAAUCAGACAGGGCACGUCGGGACUCGAGGCUUGUGAACAGAAUGCGCCGUGCCAACAGCAACUCCUAUGCCGACUCUUCCUCUUCAGCAAUGGGACUACCCAGUACGACGGCCACCAUGAGCAUCCCAGCUUAUACCACCGCCCCUGCACCCGUAACCCUCAUGAGCGACACCCCAACUUCAAUGAGCAGUUCGACAUACCUGCAGUCUUACAGCCCGACCCUCGAAGACCAGCAACCUCCUUCAGCGCCGGUAUACCCUACCACUUACCCACAAAGCUUACAACCCAACUAUAAUAUGCCUGUGGAUUAUGCAUCUGUUUAUGCCGGAGCAAAUCAAUAUAGUGCUCGAUCACCGCCAGCACCUGUUGGCCAGGACGUCGGUUUCAUGUAUCAGCUGCCAGCCGUUAUGGGUCCCGGAAGCGCAAACUCGCAAGACGCGGGACAUGUGAGAGUGGUGCAAAGCCGACCGAAGCCACGAUGCUGGGAACAUGGGUGCAAUGGGCGACAAUUUUCAACCUUUAGCAACUUAUUACGCCACCAGCGAGAGAAAUCCGGACAGGCCGCCAAAGCAUCAUGCCCCAACUGCGGAGCCGAGUUUACAAGAACUACUGCACGAAACGGACAUCUCCUCCAUGACAAGUGUAAAGGCCGACGAAACUCGUAA
Messenger RNA from Fusarium poae, 879 nucleotides. RefSeq lists its product as uncharacterized. The coding region runs from base 1 to 879 and encodes 292 amino acids. The record is from RefSeq and is a predicted model, not a curated record. The transcript is spliced from 5 exons. NCBI's taxonomy places the organism in Eukaryota, Fungi, Ascomycota, Sordariomycetes, Hypocreales, Nectriaceae.